CGCGUUUAGGAGGGACCGCCACCACCGCUGCCGUCACCGCCGCCGCUACGGCCGCGCGAUUAGUUUGGUCGCGCCGACAGUGUGCGCCGUAUCCUCGACCGUACUACACGACGACGACGACGACGACGACACUGACGCCAUCGCCACUGUUUCGAGGGACCAUAAUAACCAUAUAUUGGUUACCGUCAUAUCAGCACGAGCACAUCGGAUACUAUAGUUGACAUACCUUCAAGUCGGCCGCAGUCCAUCUUCCCGACAAGUCACGCCACGGCGAUGACCCAUAGCUGAUCCAUUAUUUUGCCGAACGACCGACACGCGCAUUUCUCUCGUCCGACAACAAUGGAAUAAUUGAAAUAUAGUCGAAAAAAAGUCAACGUUUAAACACAGAGGUUCUCGCUGAAUGUCACUUAAGACAUUCGCUCAAGAUCACCGCGCUGCCCCGUAAAUCAAUCAACUAAGUUCAAAUGAAAUACAAGUUCAAUGUCCACGAAGCUGCUGACGAACCGAUGGACGGCGACGCGACGUACGCGACCCGGAGGAAGAGCCUUCGGGUGUCCUGGACGCUGUUGACGUCAUCGUUCGCGUUCAUCGUGCUACUGUGCGCGCUGUGUCUGUUCUUCUUCUUCCACCCGCGCACUUGCCGGCAGACCUAUGGCGGCCCGCGCUUCGGGUCCACCGAGACGAUAUUGGACGAGAUCCGUGGCUUUGACUACGAGCGGCUGGAGAACGACUACGGCGCCACGGAUGUCCGGUUGCCGGCGGGAGUGGUUCCGGAAUCGUACGACCUGCGGAUAAUACCAUUCCUGUGGGCCGGAAACUCGACAUUCGACGGCCAGGUAGACAUCGUCGUCAACGUGACGGCCCCCGUGGACGGAGUGACGCUGCACGCCGUCGACUUGAACAUGACGGAAUGUCUCGUCACCAGGUAUCCAAAAAUGGUACUAAAUGAACACGUGAUGGCUGAAAGUGUUUUCGUUCCUAUUCUAGAAACACAACAAGAUCUUUCCAAACAGUUUUUCAUUAUAAAAUUCAAAGACAUACAGCCAGCUGAUUACCAGUACAACAUCCACAUAAAAUACACUGGAAAACUUCAAGACAACAUGGAAGGGUUUUAUAAAAGUUCUUACAACGUAGGAAACACAACUAGGUGGAUAGCUGCAACACAAUUUCAACCAACUGACGCAAGAAAAGCAUUUCCUUGUUUUGACGAACCUGCUCUAAAAGCUAAAUUUACUGUGUCAAUUGCAAGACCCGGGGAUAUGAGUUCUAUAUCCAAUACCGGGCUUAAAUAUGUCGACAAUAAAUUGCCAACGCUACCAGAACCUUUAGCGUCUUACGAAUGGGACACAUUCGAACAAACGGUGCCCAUGUCUACUUAUCUAGUGGCGUUCAUUAUUUCCGAUUUUGAAUAUUUAUCCUCGGAGACUUUUAGAGUAUGGGCCAGAAGUGAUGUGUUAUCGCACACUCACUAUGCUCGAGACAUCGGCCCUAGCAUAUUAAAGUUUUAUGAAGAAUUUUUUUCCAUUCCUUAUCCUUUGAAAAAGACCGAUCUGGUAGCACUUCCAGAUUUUGCUGCUGGAGCCAUGGAGAAUUGGGGCUUGGUGACAUUCCGGGAAAUAGCCAUGUUGUACAAUGAAGGUGUUUCGCCGAAUGCUCAGAAAGAACGAGUAGCGACGGUGAUUGCUCAUGAACUGGCACAUCAAUGGUUUGGGAAUUUAGUGACUCCAGAUUGGUGGUCAGAUCUAUGGUUAAACGAAGGUUUUGCAACUUACAUUGAAUACGUAGGGGUAGACCAUGUAGAGCCCAAGUGGAAAAUGGAGGAACAGUUUAUUUCCUGUGGUAUACAGAGCGUAUUUUUAAUGGAUUCGUUGAAAUCUACGCAUCCGAUUUCCGCGCGUGUGUCGAGGCCGGAGGAAAUUAAUGAAUUGUUUGAUCGCAUUUCCUAUGAUAAAGGAGCAUCUGUAAUUCGAAUGAUGGACCAUUUUCUUACACGGCAGGUGUUCCGGAAAGGCUUAACCAAAUAUUUGAACGCAAAAGCAUAUAAUAGCGCCUACCAUAAUGAUUUGUGGGACGCUUUGACCGAACAGGCACAAACCGAUCGUGUAAUGGACAUUACGUUGACUGUAAAAGAUGUCAUGGAUACAUGGAUACUACAACCAGGAUUUCCAGUCGUAAAUGUCACACGAAAUUAUGACGUGGAUACAUUAAUCGUUUCACAGAGUCGUUUUCUUCUACACGACACUAAAAAUGCCAAAACUGAUCAACCAAAUAAUCUUUGGUGGAUACCACUUACGUUCACGACAUCAUCAAAAUUGGAUUUUUCGGUAACAAAACCAAGCUAUUGGCUGAAGCCCGAGGAAUUCAUGAUGAUAACUGAAACAGGGAUAUCUUCCAACGAUUGGGUGUUAUUCAACAUAAACGAAACUGGAUUUUAUAGAGUGAAUUAUGAUUCAAAAAAUUGGAACAUGUUAAUCGAAUACUUAACCGAUCCAGAGAUGUAUUCUAAUAUUGGAACGAUUAACCGAGCACAGUUGAUAGAUGACGCGAUGUCUUUAUCAAGGGCUGGAUAUUUGAGUUACCAAACCUCUCUCGAUUUAACUAAAUAUCUUUACCACGAGACUGAGUAUGUGCCGUGGAAAUCGGCGUAUAGGUCUUUUACCUAUCUACAUCAAAUGCUCAUUAAAACAUCCAUUUACGACAAAUUAAAAGCAUACGUGUUACACUUGAUAUCCCCAAUGUAUAAAAUAACCGGGUUCGCUGAUAAUCCGAGAGACGAUCAAUUGGUUAUUUACAAAAGAUCCAACUUGUUAUCCUGCGCGUGUGAGUUGGGACAUACUGAUUGUGUUCGAAAUGCAGUGGCUCAGUUUCAAAAUUGGAAAUCGAAUCCUCAACCGGAAAAGAAUAACCCGAUUUCGCCAAAUCUAAAAGCAAUUAUAUACUGUACUGCCAUCAGUUAUGGAAGUGAAGAAGAAUGGGAUUUUGCGUGGAAAAUGUAUAAAAUGACUUCGGUGGCUUCUGAAAAAGAUUUAUUGCUGGACGCUCUGGGCUGUAGCAGAGAAACGUGGAUUUUGGCCAGAUUUCUCAGUUAUGCCUUGCAAAACAAUUCUUCUAUUAGGAAUCAAGACAUUAGCAAAGUAUUUUACGCUUUGACCAAUAAAGUGGCCGGGCAAGAAGUGGCGUGGAAUUAUGUGCGUGACAACUGGCGCAAUCUCAAAACGACUUUUGCGGCGGGAUUUUCUACGAUGAGCGAGAUCAUUAAAUCGGCCACGUACCAUUUCAAUACUAAAAACGACCUGAUCCAACUGUGGCAGUUUUACAAAGACGAAUACGAUCAUUUGGGUUCGGCUAGAAGAAGCGUAUUGCAAUCGAUUGAAAACGCCGAAGCAAACGUGAAUUGGAUGGAAAGAAAUUUUAAAACGAUUAGCAAUUGGCUGCAAAACACCACGACUCUAUACUUAUCCCAAUUCACCAACGAAGUGGAUUAGACAUAUAGUAAUAAUUUAUGACGGGAUGUAAAUAUUAUAUUAUAUUAAGUAGAAUAGGUGUACUACCGAUUAAGCUAAAAUUAUUUUUCGACACUUUUGUGUCAUUUUCGCUAAAGAUUGUCUUGUAAAGACUGUUUUUAUUUUUUUUUAAACUACCUACUGCUAAAUAUUAUGACUUGGUGUUAUCUUUAUUAUCAUAUUUUUUUUUUUUUUUUAUGGCAAUGUAUGUUCAAUUUAAACAGUAUUUUUAUACAUUUAUUUUAAGUUAACAGUAUUUACGUUGUACCUAAAAAUAUUUAAUAAUACAAUUUUACUUUAUAAUAUCGUAUAAUAUAACUAAAUUUAAAAAUAUCAAACAUUACUUCCUGAUUGAUCAUAUAGGUACUACAUUUAUGACAUGUUAAACAAUUAAUGUUCAUCUAGCCUGUAUGUACCUACUCUAUGUACAAUAAUUUUGAGUGUUCUCAUAUUUUAAUGAAAAAUUGUUAAUUAUAUUUAAAUAUAACAAUUAUUAUUCAA
Acyrthosiphon pisum (pea aphid) is the source of this 4004-nucleotide messenger RNA. Its product is annotated as aminopeptidase N. Gene Ontology annotation, biological process: proteolysis; peptide catabolic process. The record is from RefSeq and is a predicted model, not a curated record. The transcript has 19 exons. Gene Ontology annotation, molecular function: peptide binding; zinc ion binding; metalloaminopeptidase activity. Gene Ontology annotation, cellular component: membrane; cytoplasm. Bases 465 to 3485 code for a protein of 1006 amino acids. Lineage: Eukaryota; Metazoa; Arthropoda; Insecta; Hemiptera; Aphididae.